AAAGCCCCUCUGUGGUUUAUAAUAAUGGCUCAGUGUUUUGUGGGUGUGUGGACGUUGCCCUCUCAGUCUGCUUCAUAAGGGGAAGUGACUGGAUUACACGCUAAUCCCAUUAUGAUGCCGCUGCCAUGUGAGGCCGGCUGCAGGGAUUAGAAAGCAAAGGGUGGAACUUCAUCAGGAGCGACUGUAACUACACACACACACGUGAACGUCUUAGAUGAGACUCUGACUACGAGGGACCUUCAUCUGUGGGCUCCAGUUUUUGUUUUUGGACCGAGCUGCAGCCGAUGCUGUGCCAAAGGUCUGUUUUGGAGGAAAGAGAGAGAGAAUGAUUAACCCGACUGGCAAAGAGGACGAGUGUGUCACUGUCAGAGGUGUCACUGUCACUGUGUGUGUGUGUGUGUGUGUGUGUGUGUGUGUGUGUGUGUGUGUGUGUGUGUGUGUGUGUGUGUGUGUGUGUGUGUGUGUGUGUGUGUGUGUGUGUGUGUGUGUGUGUGACAGGAGGUGAAGGUCUGGAUGAGGGACAGACAUCUCACUCUCAACAAACACAGCAGAACAUCUGAGCGAGACCCAGUCGAGUGUCAGCGAGACAAUGUGCAGGAACACCGGCUGUGACCGUGUCCAGUGUCCUGCACCCUGAGCAGCCGAGUAGCUUCUGCAGCAGCAUAUAUGAAACACUAAGGAUUGUAUUUCCUCCUGAAUAGCACAUGAUCUGAAAGUGAUUGUUGGCUCCAAAGCAGCCGGUCGAGUAAGAGACAUUUAAAAAGCAGCAGCAGCAGCAGCAGCAGCGACUAUGUCUGAGGAAACAGUCAGAGUCUGAAACAGCCAGAGAAAGAAAAGUAGAGUUUCUCUCCCACUGAAGAAGCAGGAGCAGUUUCUUCAGAAGUGGUGAGUCUGCUCAGGCUGCAGCCUCCACUGGAUCUUCAUCAUCGUUCUCCUCCUCCUCCUCAUCAUCCUCCUGCAACUUCAGCUGCUGCAGCUCGUCCACAACCUGCUGCCGACUCAGUCAUCGUCAUGGCGUCAGCAGCUCUGGAGCUGAUGGGCUUCUUCCUGGGCCUGCUGGGUUUGCUGGGAACCCUGGUCGCCACGGUGCUUCCGUACUGGCAGAUCUCCGCCCACAUCGGCUCCAACAUCGUCACGGCCGUGGCCAACAUGAGGGGCCUGUGGAUGGAGUGCGUGUAUCAGAGCACCGGGGCCUUCCAGUGCGAGACCUACAACUCCAUGCUGGCCCUGCCCUCCGACCUGCAGGCCUCCCGCGCCCUCAUGGUCAUCUCCAUCGUCCUGUCCGUCCUGGCAAUAGCAAUGGCGUCCCUGGGGAUGCAGUGCACUCUGUGCCUGGAGGGCUCUGCGGUUAAGAGCCGCGUGGCCGGUGCUGCCGGCGGCUUAUUCCUCACCGCAGGCUUCCUGGCGCUCAUACCGGUGUCGUGGACCACGCACGAGGUGGUCCAGACCUUCUACAGACCCAACGUACCCUCCAGCAUGAAGUUCGAGCUGGGAGAGUGCUUGUACGUGGGUCUGGCCUCAGCGCUCGUCUCCAUGUUGGGGGGGACGAUGCUGUGUGUGUCGUGCUGCGACGAGCAGGACGGUGGUCGUGGGAGACGAAACGCUGGAGGGUAUCCAUAUCCUGUAGGAGGCGCCAUGUCCGGCAGUGGGGUACGGACGACCUCACAGCUCUACCGCAACCCCACACUGCAGGCCGGGGGUUUGAACCUGCCCAGCAGGGGGCAGACGCUGGUGCGCAAUACCAGUGACAGCACCCACUCCAGUGCACACGUCCAGGGCGCCAAGAAGCCCGCGGCGGCAGGAUAUGACAUCACAGGAUAUGUCUGAGGUCGCGGCCACUCCAUCACACUUUGAACUGACAACUUACAUCCAAUGAUUUGUAUUUAUACAAAGUAUUUCAUCCAAUGUUGUCGUCACCAGACGUUGCCUCUUCGUCUUCUCUAAUCUGUUGGUGGAUCUUUUUAUUCUCUUGAGCUUUUUGGAACAUUUGUCAAGUAAAGAGAAGUUGUGACAUUUCAGAGGAAGAACAGAAAAGAUGAUGAACAACAACAACAACAACAACAACAACAACAACAACACAACAGGGACUGUAACUGUUUAUUAUCUCCCCGCAGCUUCUCUCAAGACUGUACCCUUAUUUUGAAAUGCGCAGGAUGUCACAUUAUUGUAUUACAUGGGUAAAAACUAAAUUGUUCAGUAGAAAAGUUAUAAAUCUUCAUCAUUUGUAUAAAAUAUAUGAAAAUAUAAAUAUAAAAGUAAAAAACAAUUGAUUAGAUAUUAUAUUUUAGGACAUUGGGUGGAUAUUUUGUUAUCCUUUAAUCAUUUAGACUCUGAAAUGCUGACACUAAGUGAAAGGAACUCAACUCUGACAUUAGUGAUGUGAACCCAGUGAAACUCUUCUCACGCUGAACUCAUUGAUCGUCAGUUUGUUCACGUGAAGUUUAACCGUUAAAAUGUAACUGAGCGUAAAUCAGAGACUGUUCAUCGUCACUGUGCCUUAAUAUCACCAAGAUGUAAAGUUUGGAUUGUAAAGGAGUUUUAUUUUUUCACUUUUCUACUUCUCUGUGGAUCAGCAUGAACACAGUGGAUGAAUUUACUGACUUGUUGUUGUUUCACAAUCAUGAAAAUCACCUUUUCUUCUGUAAUCUUUAUUGUUUUAUUCUCCUUCUUCAUAUUGUUCUUAUUGUGUCUUUCCUUUGCACAUCUCUGAUGAUUUUCAGGGAUGUUUUAACAUUUCCACGUUUCAGCUGAUUUGAGCGAAGCACCAAUAUUGUUUUUAUUAUGAUUUUAUAUUUUGGAAAUAAAUGCAAAUAUUUCUUA
Hippoglossus stenolepis (Pacific halibut) is the source of this 2820-nucleotide messenger RNA. It is a transcript of the gene cldn2, whose product is annotated as claudin 2. The transcript is spliced from 3 exons. Gene Ontology annotation, cellular component: bicellular tight junction; plasma membrane. The coding region runs from base 1012 to 1827 and encodes 271 amino acids. Gene Ontology annotation, molecular function: structural molecule activity. The record is from RefSeq and is a predicted model, not a curated record. Lineage: Eukaryota; Metazoa; Chordata; Actinopteri; Pleuronectiformes; Pleuronectidae. Gene Ontology annotation, biological process: cell adhesion; bicellular tight junction assembly.